Messenger RNA from Plodia interpunctella (Indianmeal moth), 2758 nucleotides. It is a transcript of the gene Oct-TyrR, whose product is annotated as Octopamine-Tyramine receptor. Gene Ontology annotation, molecular function: octopamine receptor activity. The transcript has 3 exons. The coding region runs from base 459 to 1871 and encodes 470 amino acids. The record is from RefSeq and is a predicted model, not a curated record. Gene Ontology annotation, cellular component: plasma membrane. Gene Ontology annotation, biological process: adenylate cyclase-activating adrenergic receptor signaling pathway. Lineage: Eukaryota; Metazoa; Arthropoda; Insecta; Lepidoptera; Pyralidae.
AGUAGAUAGUAGACCGCUACGGAGCGCGCUCGCUACGUGCUACGGCGUAGACGCGCUACGAACUUCCAACUCGAUCUUCUAGACUUGAGAUUGUUCGUAUUUGGAUUGGAACUGAGAUUUUUCACAAACGGUUUUGCUUAAUACACUAUUUGUGAAAUGUGAAUUGUGUACGUUUAUGUUGGAGUUUUAGAAUAAUGAAGAUAAAUCAAGAUAUUUAGUUUUAGGCCUUGUUCGCCAUCAGACAAAUCCAGGAUGCUACACAAAUGGAUGUUUCUGAAAAACAUUUCUUACAGAAAAAUGGCGUAUAAGAAGAUGAGCCUUCAAGGAAUCAUAUCCGCACAAACGAAGAAAUGUUACCAACGUCUUAUGUCUAAAUACUCCGAAGUAACAGAUGGCAUUAAAUUUAACACUCUCAACAAUAAGGCCACGUGAAAUGUAGCUAAGAUAGUAACGGCAAAAUGGGCCAGACGUCUACUCACGUUGUCAAAAACUACACUACAGUAAAUUACAGCGAUAUAUACGAUGUAAUCGAGACCGAUAAGGACGUUUGUGCAGUCGCAGAUGACCCUAAGUUCCCGAGUAGCUUCGGCAUUACUCUGGCCGUCCCGGAAUGGGAGGCCAUUUGCACGGCCAUAGUCCUCACUCUCAUAAUUAUAUCGACGAUAGUUGGCAACAUCUUAGUCAUCUUGAGCGUCUUCACGUACAAACCUUUGAGGAUCGUUCAAAACUUCUUCAUAGUUUCUCUUGCAGUCGCAGACUUGACAGUAGCGGUACUUGUUCUGCCCCUUAAUGUCGCUUACUCGAUCCUCGGACAAUGGGUGUUCGGAAUAUAUGUUUGCAAAAUGUGGCUGACAUGCGAUAUAAUGUGCUGUACAUCAUCAAUCUUAAACCUGUGCGCGAUUGCUCUCGACAGGUACUGGGCCAUUACAGAUCCUAUAAAUUACGCACAAAAGAGGACUUUGGAAAGGGUUCUGCUAAUGAUCGGAAUAGUGUGGGUUCUCUCUUUAGUCAUUAGCUCACCUCCCUUGCUAGGAUGGAACGAUUGGCCCGAUGUAUUCGAACCGGACACCCCCUGCCGAUUGACCUCGCAGCCAGGCUUUGUCAUAUUCUCUUCCUCUGGAUCGUUUUAUAUCCCUCUAGUUAUUAUGACUGUAGUAUACUUCGAAAUAUACUUGGCAACUAAAAAAAGACUGAGAGAUCGCGCCAAGGCAACAAAAAUCAGCACAAUUUCUUCUGGCCAGAACAGGUACACUGCAAAAGAUAACGAUCAUCACGACCAAGAUUCAGUGAGUUCAGAAGCUAACCACAACGAGCAUCAAGGUGACGGUGAAAAGAAAAAACGAAUUAGGAAGUUAACUCCUAAGAAGAAAGCUAAAAAGCGAUACUGGAGCAAGGACGACAAGUCGCACAACAAAUUAAUUAUUCCAAUUUUAUCCAAUGAAAAUUCUGUCACCGAUACUGCAGAGAAUUUAGAAAAUAGGAAUACAUCAUCUGAAAGUAAUUCGAAAGAAACACACGAGGACGAAUUGUUGCCAGCAAACGAGCCUAAACCUCCAAAGCGAGCGAAGCCGAGUCAACAAAACACUGUUUACCAAUUCAUCGAGGAGAAACAGCGCAUCUCGUUAACGCGGGAGCGACGCGCUGCCAGGACUCUUGGCAUCAUAAUGGGGGUGUUCGUAGUGUGUUGGCUGCCCUUCUUCGUGAUCUAUCUCGUCAUUCCAUUCUGCGCAAGCUGCUGUUUAUCCAACAAGUUCAUAAACUUCAUAACCUGGCUCGGAUAUAUCAAUUCCGCCUUGAACCCUCUAAUCUACACAAUUUUCAAUAUGGAUUUCAGAAGGGCAUUCAAAAAACUACUGUGUAUAAAGCCGUGAAUAUAGUGCCAAAGGGUAUUUUCGCUUGAAGUUUCGCUGAUUUGCUCAAAUUAAUAACUUUUAAAUUCAUUUAAUAAUGCAUAAAAUAAGCCUAAGGUAACUACGAUCUAUAUAAAAUCAAUCUUUUUAAAUUAUCGUCGAGUUAAAACUUGUAUUGUCUAGUCUGUAUAUAUUUUAGAAAGUGAACAAAUUAAUAGUAAUAUUAAAAAUAGUUAAUGUAUAAUUACAUGACUGUAUACUUAAAGUGUACAUAAGAUUAAUAUGACGUUGUGCAAGGCACGGUAGAUAGUUUUUUCGUAUGUAAAUAAUUAUACAUGAAGAUCGAAUUUAAUGUUAACGGAUAGUUAUAAUCAACGAAUCAUCUAAAUUUAAGGGAAGUAACAAGUUGUAUAUACAUACAUAUCUCAGUCCAAUGUAGAUGACUAAUUGUAUACUGUUUAAAUUUAUAUGAAUUUCUGUAGACGCUAUAAUUUUGUGGUAUGUAAGGGAUCUUAUGAAUUUAUAAGGUCAUGAUUUCAUAUUUUUAACCGAAGGAAUAUUAAAUUGACUUAGCGUAAAUAACUUUUUUUUAUCGCCAUGUUCUGGAAUGUUUUACCAGUUAUAGUUUAGCAAUAUAAAUAUUGUUAUUCUUAUAACAAAUGUAAUUUUAUAAUACUUAAGUUUUCUUUUUUCUAAUAAAUAGCAUUACAACGUUGAUUAAACAAAAACAAAUUUAUAUACAUAUAUAGAGUGUAAAGGUCCCUUGCAAAUAUUGACUUUUCGUUCAUCUCAUAGUUGUUUUAAGGCAUAUCCCUUUAAAAUAAUUUGAGCCCUUAUUUGAAAGGGAUAUAUUGUAAACAUACUUUUUAUUAAUUCUCUUCAACUGUAAUAAAACAUAUUUGACUGUU